GUGUGACUGUGAGGCAGAGGAACAGAAAAACGUCCCGGUACGUGAAGCAUUUGCAAAGAAAGACUGACAGCAAAUGCAGAAAGGAAGCAACGACAGAGAGAGAUGGAGCCAGCGCUUCAGUUGCGUGAGCUGCCACGCUGCGAGCCAUGACUCCUCCGCCUGUGGCCAGGAUGUAAAAUCGACGGUGUGACAACAAAGGCCAUAACUGAGCGACAGCCAUUGUGCAGUCCCUGUUCUACCACACAUUCUGCAAUCAAAGUUACACAUGAAAACACUCUUGAGAAGUCCUUGACUACUAAGGAAACAUUCACAUUUCAGUUUUAUAGUUGCGUCUGAAGCAACUGUAUCAUCCUUUCAACAAUAUAAUCGCUCUUAUUUGGUUAAGAUUUUAUGAAUGAUGACACUGAGCCAUCUGGCCUACCUUUUACAGUUUGCGCGCACACUUGAAACUGUUAAUAACACGACUUCACACACAUUUCUGGUCCAAAUGAGUCAUCUCACAUCCUCAUAAAAAACUCUCUCACCUUGCCUGAAUCAGCUCCUGUGACCUGUGAGGAUUAUGAGGCCGACUUUAGUGUUUCUACAGACACAGUGUCUCCUGUGUAUGUUCGUUGGUAUAUGCGUGCCUGGCGUUGUGGGCUCACUACCUCACGCACUACCAUGGCACGUCUCCUGCCCAGUGCGGUGUGUUUGUCAGAUCAAGCCAUGGUUCUCUCCUGAUUCUGUCUACCAUGAAGCUCCAACUGUGGAUUGCAACGACCUGCUGUUGACCAAGCUCCCCACACCCAUACCCACGAACACACACACCUUGCGCCUGCAGAGUAACCUUCUGUCUGAGCUCGACACUGUGGUGCUGCACGGCCUCCCCAACCUCACUGACCUUGACCUUUCCCAGAAUCGCUUCAGCCGUGUCAGGUCAAUAACUCAGAGCUCCUCCCUGCCCUCUCUGCUGUCGCUACACCUGGAGGAAAACCAUCUCAGUCGCCUCCCUGAUGCCUCCUUCUCCUCACUGCCAACUUUGCAGGAACUCUUUCUCAGCCACAAUAACUUACACUCAAUAGCACCUGGAGCCUUCACAGGCCUGGACUCCCUACUGCGUCUUCAUAUCAACAAUAAUAGACUCACCACUGUUGACCCUCGGUGGUUCAGUGCUUUGCCUCGCUUGGAAGUUCUCAUGCUUGGAGGAAACCCUGUGGAGGCAAUGCCUGAGCGGGGCUUUCUGGCCCUGAAAUCCCUCCGGAGUCUUGUCCUUGGUGGUAUGGGUCUAAGAGGCUUGACUGAAAAAGCACUGGAAGGGUUGGAGGACCUGGAGAGCCUCUCCUUCUAUGAUAACCUGCUGACAAAGGUCCCCACUCAGGCCCUGAAGAGAGUGCCAGGACUGAAGUUCCUCGACCUCAACAAAAAUCGCAUCAAACUGAUCGAGACAGGAGACUUCCGAGACAUGGUCCAUCUGAAGGAGCUUGGCCUGAACAACAUGGAGGAGCUGGUGUCCAUUGAGAGAGCCGCCCUGGAGAACCUUCCAGAGCUCACCAAGCUCGAGAUCACCAACAACCCGCGACUCUCGUACAUUCAUCCACAGGCUUUCCACCAGCUAAGCAGGCUGGAGAGUCUAAUGCUCAACUCCAACGCUCUGAGCGCUCUGCAUCAGCAAAUCAUGCUCUCCCUGCCGAGUCUUCAGGAGGUCAGUUUACACUCCAACCCACUGCGAUGUGACUGCCUGUUUCACUGGGCCGCCGAGGAGGCCUCUCAUCCUCAAGACACGCAAACGGACACACAAACACCUCGGAUGGUGCGUUUCAUCCAACCCCAGGCCACGCUGUGCUCUGAACCCCCAGAGCUGAGAGCUCGCAGGGUGAGGGAGGUGUCCUCCAGGGAGAUGUCGGCCUCAUGCCUCCCCAUGAUCCCUACCAGCUCCCUCCCCUCCUAUGUUGGAGUAAGAGAAGGAGGAAAACUGGUCUUGCAUUGCCGAGCUCUUGCAGAUCCACAGCCUAAACUGUCCUGGGUGACUCCGUCUGGGCUGAGACUUGGUCCUGUACCUAGCCAUGCAUCCAAAGGUCUAACAGCUCCUGCUCCCUGCCACAGCAUGGCAGCCUCUGAAGGAUUCAACCACACGUCUGCUUUCCGCGUCUCUCCCAGCCAAGCUAAAGAUGAUACUCCUUGUAACCCCUUCAAACACUACCGGCUACUGCCUGAGGGAACUCUGGAGUUGAACAAGGUCACCCUUAGCGAUGCAGGAUUGUAUACCUGUGUAGCUGAAAAUGCCCUGGGAGCAGAUACACGCAGUGUUUCUGUGGGUGUGCAUGGCAGAGAAAAGAAACGAAAGAGGGGGAUGGCUGCUAAUAUGAAGGAAUAUCCACUAUUCAGAGCAGAUGCCAAAUUGGAGGUGAGGGAAGUCGGACAACACUAUGCUAUCCUGUCUUGGCAGAGUGAGCACAACCUCCCUUCAACUCGUCUAUCCUGGCAAGCCAUAUACUCAAAUGCACACAUGCCCACAUACACCACACGCAUCCUGGCUGGUACACAGAGCUUCAACCUGACCCACCUGCAGGCAGAGACAUUUUAUCGAGUGUGUCUACAUUUAGGGAUCAGUGAGGGCGCCAAGCAUGCCAGUAGGAGAUCAAGAGAAAGCAGAAGAACUCAUUGUGUUUCAUUCAGGACAAAGGAUGUCCCAGAGCCUCCGCCCAGCCUGCAGCUAAGCCCAGAGCUGACCUCCACAGCAGUCACACUACUGCUCCUCGCACUCAUACUGCUGCUGCUGGCAGGCCAGGGCUGGGACACUGAGCCAGGGGAGGGGGCAGGAAAGCACCACAGUACCAUCCGCCAAGAAAUCAAACGUCCCAAGUCUCUGAACAUAAACCAUAAGACAGAAGGGAGCAACGAACAUCAGCUAAAGCAGAGUGAGAAACUGCUAUUACAUCAGGACUGCUGAGAUAAUUAUGUUUGUGCACAUUCAAAACAGGACAAAAAACAUUCUGUAACACACACACAUACAAAAUGUCAAAUAUACAAUUUGUGAAACUCAGCUAAAAGAAAGGAGUCAUAGAUCAGAUCAGUGGUGUAGAAAGAGAUUUGUAUUUAUUUUAUAUACCAUAUAAAGUAUAUUAUUGACAUUGUUUCUGUGUUAAGAUGUGUUGUAAAGAAUGCCUAAACCCUAACCAGGGAAACUGGACAAUCAUGCUCCUACAGCAGAGUGAGUGAACGCAGGAGAAACAAAUGAGUCCGAGCUGCCGGUGGCCACUGGACUGAAACUAAAGACAACUGGAUUCAGUCCAGGGACAGAUACUUCAGACCUCCAGGGUAUUUGUCUUCUUUCUUGUUCCACAGACUGAACCAUAAUUUCUCCAAACAGACGAAACUCUGUCUUGAGACUGAAACUGCAUUUAAUUCCUGCACUGAUGUAAACAACCUGUUUGCUUAGCUUUCAGUACCUUGGACUGGGUUGUCUAUCAUGCAGUACAUACAAAGUAUACUCAUCCAGAUUCCCAUGUCUAACGCCCCCACAUCCUCUUUCAGUAUAAAAGUGAUCUAAAAGUGAUGUGUUAAAUUCUAUUUUGAGCAAUUAUACAAUAAAAUCUUUUUAAUUUACACAA
Micropterus dolomieu (smallmouth bass) is the source of this 3590-nucleotide messenger RNA. It is a transcript of the gene lrrn2, whose product is annotated as leucine rich repeat neuronal 2. The transcript has 2 exons. Gene Ontology annotation, molecular function: protein binding. The record is from RefSeq and is a predicted model, not a curated record. Bases 560 to 2929 code for a protein of 789 amino acids. Lineage: Eukaryota; Metazoa; Chordata; Actinopteri; Centrarchiformes; Centrarchidae.